CUUUCUCUCUCUCUCUCUCUCUCCUGUACACGAAGUUCUAGGGUUUUCCUUGCUGCACCCAAAUUUAGGUUUUUGAAUGAGCAGAUUUAUCGCCAUUGAAAUAGCUCCACAGUUCCUUAUACAUUCCUUCUACUCUCUAGAAGAAAGUCUUCUUCCGAAAGGAAAAGUCCCUCCGCCAUGGCCAAAACCAGACCAGGCAAAAAGGACCUGGACUCCUACACCAUCAAAGGCACCAACAAGGUCGUCCGAGCUGGUGAUUGUGUGCUGAUGCGCCCAUCGGACACGGGUAAGCCCCCAUACGUGGCGCGCAUAGAGAAGAUCGAGGCGGACAACAGGAACCACGCGAAGGUGAGGGUGAGGUGGUACUACCGGCCUGAGGAGUCGAUGGGAGGGCGGAGGCAGUUCCACGGCGCCAAAGAGCUCUUCUUGUCGGACCAUUACGACGUCCAGAGCGCACACACCAUUGAAGGAAAGUGUGUCGUUCACUCCUUCAAGAACUACACCAAGCUCGAGAAUGUCGCCGCCGAGGACUACUAUUGUCGUUUUGAGUACAAAGCUGCCACUGGGAGCUUCACGCCUGACCGAGUCGCUGUCUACUGCAAGUGUGAGAUGCCUUAUAACCCGGAUGACCUCAUGGUGCAGUGUGAGGGGUGCAAGGACUGGUACCAUCCUGCUUGUGUGGGAAUGACUAUUGAAGAAGCAAAAAACUUGGAGCAGUUUGUGUGUUCUGAAUGCUCGUCUGAUGAUGAUGUUAAAAAGUCCCAGAAUGGAUUCACAGCAUCACCAGGAGCUGAUUCCAAGGUGGAGCCCAAGCGCAGGAAGAGAUGACUGCAAUUGCAGGCAGCAAGUACUUUGACUACGUCUAAACAAGUCGUCUUGAAGCAUCAUUCGUCUUUUGAAUUGUCAUCACGAGUGUUGUACAGCUCACGGAGAUUCUUACAGAUUCUGUGUUUUGACUACAGUUCUAGGUAACUCCUGUUAGAUAGAUUUAGGAGGAGGUUCUGUGUCCUUAACCUAUGCUCUCUGUGAUCAUAUUUAAGUCCCAGCAUUUUGUAGUACAAUGCAUUGUGGAUUCGG
Messenger RNA from Morus notabilis, 1077 nucleotides. Its product is annotated as chromatin remodeling protein EBS. Bases 178 to 828 code for a protein of 216 amino acids. Gene Ontology annotation, molecular function: chromatin binding. The transcript is spliced from 5 exons. Lineage: Eukaryota; Viridiplantae; Streptophyta; Magnoliopsida; Rosales; Moraceae. The record is from RefSeq and is a predicted model, not a curated record.